Molecule: messenger RNA, 1821 nt
Organism: Aspergillus nomiae NRRL 13137
Lineage: Eukaryota; Fungi; Ascomycota; Eurotiomycetes; Eurotiales; Aspergillaceae
Product: CocE/NonD family hydrolase
Exons: 6
Coding region: 1-1821 (606 amino acids)
Molecular function (GO): dipeptidyl-peptidase activity
Source: RefSeq, a predicted model, not a curated record
AUGACACGCCAAACUAUCUCUCCUCUAUUACGGGCAACCCUGGCCCCCGACACGGCCAAGCGCUACAACGGAACAGAACAUGAGACGAAGAUCUUGCCAGCGGGCUGGAAGCUGACGGACACUCAUGCGCCUUUCCGGGUGGAAACCAUUUGGGAGAGAAAUGUCCGUGUGCAGAUGAGAGACGGUUGCCACAUCUACAUGGACAUUUUCAGGCCCUGUAACUCUGCGGAAGACAAGGUUCCCGCACUGAUGUCCUGGAGUCCGUAUGGGAGAUCAUCGGGCCAUGCUGGUGGCUUUGAUCCACUGGAUAUGAUUCCGGGUCGGUUCGAGGCUCCUGAUCCCGCCGAAUGGACGGCGAAAGGAUAUGCAAUUGUGAAUCCCGAUUCUCGGGGCAUUUGUGAUUCCGAGGGCGUUGCUCAGCAUUUCGGUGACAUUGAGGCCAACGAUGGACACGAUACGAUUGAAUAUGUGGCAGGCCUCCCAUGGUGUAAUGGCAAGGUGGCCUUGGUCGGCAAUUCCUGGUUAGGCAUUGUGCAAUGGUUUAUUGCUGCCACGCAGCCACCGCAUUUAAGCUGCAUUGCCCCCCUCGAAGGCGCGGGAGACUUGUACCGGGACAUCCUCUGUCGAGGUGGCAUUCCACAGACUCCGUUUUGGGACUUUCUUUCUAGUCUACUGAGAGGCAGGAACAAGCAGGAGGAUGUGAUUGGCAUGUUGCAGAAGUAUCCUCUGAUGAAUGAAUACUGGGCAAGCAAAAGAGCCGCGAUGGAGAAGAUCACGGCCCCUGCUUAUGUUCUUGCCAGCUAUUCCACCUUCCUUCAUACAUUCGGCUCGUUCCGUGGAUUUACCGAAAUCCCGCAUUCCAACAAAUGGUUGCGGGUGCAUGCUACCCAGGAGUGGCAUGAUCUCUACCAAACCUCCACCAACGAUGAGCUGCAAAAGUUCUUCGACUUUUACACCAAGGGUAUUCGCAACGGAUGGGAGGAGACCCCAAAGGCGAGGGUGUCUCUUCUGCGAUACAACAAGGUACUGACUUACUCGCAUAAGCCUGACCGGCUUGAGGCGGAACGGAAUGCUAACCCUAACCCGUGGCAGGAACCCUUGACCAAUCUUCCCUUCCCUAACUGGCCCAUUCCGAGCACCAUGGCUCAAACGCUGUUCCUCCACAAGGAGAAUGUCUUAUCUGAAGAGCCGGCACCCUCCGCCGCCUCUCUAUCGUACAUUUCCGACGUCCCAUUCCAGCAGGUGGACGCGGAUUCGGAAGAGCUCUCGUUUGUUCUUACCUUUGAGAAGUCAUGUGCCCUCGUUGGGUCAGCACGGGCCCUGCUGUAUAUGUCAUGCGAACAGGGAGCCGAUAUGGAUGUCUUCGUUCAGAUCCGCAAGGCAGACUCCACAGGCAAGGUCCUGCGGAGCAUCAACAUCCCCGCCGACGCCCGGACGAUCUGCAGAAUGCCCGAGCCGGUUGAGCUGAUCAAUCCACUGGUGCAUUUAGGCCCAACAGGGUGCCUCCGGGCGAGUCACCGUGCCCUCGAUGAGGACCUGAGCAAUGAGUGGUGGCCCGAACAUGAUUACUCUUCUCGGCAGCCGAUUGCCCCUGGCGAAAUUGUCGAAUUGGACAUCGGCCUCUGGCAGACGGGUAUAUAUUUUGAGCCGGGCGAGAAGCUUGUUCUGAAGGUAGCGGGUCAUAAUAUGACUCUCGCCGAAUUUCCCGAAUUGCGUGGAGCUAUGCAGAACUUUAACCACGGUAAACACUUUCUCCAUGUCGGCGGACCUCACGCGAGUCGAUUGACCAUUCCGACUGUCCCUUCGGUCUGUGAUGCAUGA